Saprolegnia parasitica CBS 223.65 is the source of this 1027-nucleotide messenger RNA. RefSeq lists its product as hypothetical. The record is from RefSeq and is a predicted model, not a curated record. The transcript is spliced from 5 exons. Lineage: Eukaryota; Oomycota; Saprolegniomycetes; Saprolegniales; Saprolegniaceae. The coding region runs from base 26 to 862 and encodes 278 amino acids.
GUCAGAUUUCGAGUCGUGGCUUUGGAUGGAGAACCUUCCCCCCCUUGGACCCAGCAGUUGGGAGACGACCUACCUACCCAACACGAGCAAGGCGGCAAAUCCCGCGAUGGACCACCCGCAGCAACAGCAACAGCAGCAGCAGCAGGCCGUGCACCACCACCAAGCCGCGCAAGCCCACCACCAGCACCAAGCGCACCAGGCCGCGCUCUCCCGCGAGUACGAGCAGGCGCUCAUGCAGGAUGACCCGAGCUCGCUGGACCAAAAGAUGGGCUUCAAGGCGUCGCAGCUCAACAACCUCUUCAUCUGCGAGUGCGGCAAGCAAAUCGUCAACGCCAACGAGUACAACAUUGCGCGCCACAAGGCCAGCAAGCGCCACGCCGAAGCGCUCUCGAACAGCGACUCCGAGUUCUUCAUGUGCGAGUGCGGGAAGCGGCUGCUGCGGUCGCAGAAGGACAACGAGGACAACAUGGCACAGCACCGCGCGAGCCGAAAACACAUCCAGGCCAUGGCCAAGAAGCAAAAGAUGACAGACUUGGGCUUCACCGUGCGCACGGACGACACGAACUGGGCCACGACGCUCCAGUCGCUCCGAACACACGUCGUCAGCCUCGAGCUCAUCCGCGAAGCCGAAGACGAACUCAUGCGCGGUCUCUCGGCGCUCGAGCAAGAGUACCAGCGCACGGCGACGCUGCUGACCACCUUGGAGAAGGCGCAAUCGCGCAUGCAAGUCCGCGCCGAGAAGCUCGCGCUCGAGAAUGCGUCCAUGAAGGCGUCGGUCGUGUCGAUCCUCCAGGCGCGCGAGCAAGAAGUCAAGAUCCUCAAGCACAUUGCCGAGUCGCCGUCAACGUCGGCCACCAAUUGACUCGCGCCCCAAACUGAAUUCGAAAACCCCGUUCUCAUCUAAGGGACGAGUUGCGCGGUAGGAUUUAGUUUGGGCACCAUAUUGUCAUGUAGUAGACAACCCCAUUUUUGUCAACGCGCCGUACGCUCGUCUUUUUCCCUUUGUGUAUCCAAGGACACUUGGUCC